CAAGCCGCCAUACCAUGUAUUCAGAGCCGCAACAGAGUACGAAAAACACACAGACGGAGGCACAGCCGGCACCGCCCCCGAUAUGUGUGCCCCUGCUCAUGGUCGAUGAGGAUGGCAGGAGGCGGUACUGUUACCAUGGCGGCAAAUGCCGUUGCGAAAUGUGCGAGAGAAUACGGCAAGCACAGCAGGAGGAACUGGACAGGAAUCUUGAUGCAUUUAUACCACAUUACCGUCUCAAGCUGGAACCGGCCAUACGUCAGGUGAAGCACAAGCAAUAUAAGCUGGAGGCUAGUUACGUUUCGCCGGAAUAUGGUCUGAUGCUGCUCAAGGAUCAUUUGCAGAUAGUCAAGGAUAUUCCAACCUAUUACCUGCCGGACAAGUAUUAUCAGAAAGAUGCUUGGCGCGUUAUUGGUCCGCUGGACAAGGGCACGCAAACCGAAAUACUGAUUGGCAACUAUGGUGUCGAUGGUUGUCCGUGUCCCGAGAAGACCGUUUGCUGGGAUAUCUAGUCCUGUAAGAAUCGCUAGGGGAAUAAAGACUCGAGAUGAGUUUGUAUUAAGCGCA
This is a messenger RNA of Drosophila novamexicana, 564 nucleotides long. RefSeq lists its product as uncharacterized. The record is from RefSeq and is a predicted model, not a curated record. Lineage: Eukaryota; Metazoa; Arthropoda; Insecta; Diptera; Drosophilidae. The coding region runs from base 15 to 509 and encodes 164 amino acids. The transcript has a single exon.